GAAGCGAGCCGAAAGGACCAGAAAGGACGAGCCCCACGAACUUGUGAAUGGCGCCCGGAGCGAGGAAACGAGCCAGUCGGGACGGCGAGAGGGACGGAGAGAGGCCCGGGAAGCGGGGACACGCUACGGAGAUGGCGGCGCGAGUGAGAGCGAGCCAUUCGUGAAUAUUUCAUGAACGACGGCAGCGAUGGCAGCCAGCUUCGUGCCGCCGAGGACCGAGCUCCUGGCCGCCGAAGAGAAAUGUAGGGAAACGCAUCCUCGGCAGCGGCGGCGGCGGCAGAGGCAGCGAUUCUGGCGGCAGCAGCGGGAAAAUCGGCAGCAGGAAAAUCGGCAGCCUUUCUGCCGUCGUUGCAGUGGCAGCAGCGCCUCCGAAUUUUGGCCAAUGCGUGUGCUCCUGGCGUUCAGCAGAAGGCGAAGGAAAUCCCUGAAACGAUAUUACAAGCCAAGUGCGCUUGAGUUCGUGUAUUUCCGGUUGAACAAACACAUAAGCGAAACAUAAAAGAAAGGCGAAAAAAAAAAUCAAAAAACAAAAAAAAAUACACAUGCCCAUACUUAUGCCAAUAUAUAUGUAGUAUAUACACGAAAAAAAGUACCCAGCCAGCACGAAAAGUGAAAAUACAUAGAGGCGAGGCGAGGCGGUCGAGGCGAGCGAGCAUAUUUCAUAAGUUUGCACUCCGAACACACAGAAAACACACAGAGACGAGUGCCAGAGAAAGCUGGCGACAAAGGCUAACGCACGACCUUUGGCACCGAGUUCAGCUCCUGCGGAGGGGUCAGCGAAUCAAUAGAGACAAAGCAGCUGCAUCCCAGACCAGACCAGAGCAGACCAGACCAGUCCAGUUGCGGGUCCUGUCCUGUCCAGUUUCCAGUCCAGUCCAGCGACCAAAAUUCACUCGCAAAUAAUGCUGACCAUGUCGACCCUGAUGAUGCCCGCCCCGACCAUAGCCAUGGGUGCCCCGCAGAUCACAAUGGGUCCGCACAAGCCGCCGGAAACGAAGCUGCUGGCCAUCCAUCCCGCGGCGGCGGCCGCAGCAGCCGCCCAGCAGCAGCAACAGCAGCAGUCGGUGACAGCCGCCCAUUUGCAGCACAAUGGCCAGCAGCAGCACUCGCAGCAGCAGCAGCAACAGCAGCAGCAGCAGAUGUCGCAGCAGCAGCAGCUCGUGGGCAGCAAUUCGAAGCCAGAACAGUUUCACAUUUUCGUGGGUGACCUGAGUGCCGAAAUCGAAACGCAACAGCUGAAAGAUGCUUUCACCCCAUUCGGAGAAAUAUCAGACUGCAGAGUUGUGCGUGAUCCGCAGACCUUGAAAUCAAAGGGAUAUGGCUUUGUCAGCUUUGUCAAGAAAUCGGAGGCGGAAACCGCCAUCACUGCAAUGAAUGGCCAAUGGCUGGGCUCUCGCUCGAUACGCACAAAUUGGGCCACACGGAAGCCGCCGGCAACCAAGGCAGACAUAAAUGCCAAGCCGCUGACCUUUGACGAGGUCUACAAUCAGAGCAGCCCCACCAAUUGCACUGUCUACUGUGGCGGCAUCAACGGAGCCCUCUCUGGCUUCCUCAACGAGGAGAUCCUGCAGAAGACCUUCUCGCCCUACGGCACAAUACAGGAGAUACGGGUCUUCAAGGACAAAGGAUAUGCAUUUGUGCGAUUCUCCACAAAAGAGGCAGCCACACACGCCAUCGUGGCCGUCAACAACACGGAGAUCAACCAGCAGCCGGUGAAGUGUGCGUGGGGCAAGGAGAGCGGCGACCCCAACCACAUGUCGGCCAUUGCCGGUGGGGCCUUGGCCCAGGGAUUCCCCUUCGGCUCGGCGGCAGCGGCGGCUGCAGCGGCAGCCUACGGACAGCAGGUGGCCGGAUACUGGUACCCGCCGGCACCCACAUAUCCGGCGGCAGCCCCCGCCAGCGCCCUCCAGCCGGGCCAGUUCCUGCAGGGCAUGCAGGGAUUCACCUACGGUCAAUUCGCCGGCUACCAGCAGGCAGGAUACAUGGGAAUGGGGGUCCAGCUGCCGGGAACCUGGCAGAGUGUACCGCCCCAGCCGCAGUUGGCCGGUGCUGCGGCCGCCACCGCGCCGCAAAUCACACAGAGCGUGGGCAGCGCCUUGCCACAGGCGGCCGGAGUGGUCGCCUAUCCGAUGCAGCAGUUCCAGGUCAGUCCACAGCUGGCGGAGGACGAGUGGCUGGCGCCCAGUUUGCUCGUGUAGCUGCCAUGAGGGAUGGCCAUGUAUCCCACACAGCAGCAACAGCAGCAGUUGCAGCAGCAACAUGAGCAGCAGACGUCCGGGGAGUAUGUGA
This is a messenger RNA of Drosophila ficusphila, 2289 nucleotides long. RefSeq names its product nucleolysin TIA-1. Gene Ontology annotation, molecular function: RNA binding. The record is from RefSeq and is a predicted model, not a curated record. The transcript has 9 exons. The coding region runs from base 903 to 2198 and encodes 431 amino acids. Lineage: Eukaryota; Metazoa; Arthropoda; Insecta; Diptera; Drosophilidae.